Platichthys flesus (European flounder) is the source of this 1432-nucleotide messenger RNA. RefSeq names its product transmembrane protein 187 (gene tmem187). The record is from RefSeq and is a predicted model, not a curated record. Gene Ontology annotation, cellular component: transport vesicle. Bases 83 to 868 code for a protein of 261 amino acids. The transcript has a single exon. Lineage: Eukaryota; Metazoa; Chordata; Actinopteri; Pleuronectiformes; Pleuronectidae.
CCCGGAAUCACAACAAAAGCUCCCACUUGUUGAGAGUUGUGGUCAAUCAGCUGGAGUGUGGAUCUGUUCUCUGACACCAGCCAUGAUGUCGGCUCUGCUCCACGUGUCGCUGCCCUUCCUCUUCUGUGUGAUGUUUGCCAAUGCCAACACCAGCUUGUUUGACGGAGCGGCGGUGGACUUGUCCUACGACCACUACGCUGAGAGACGGGUGGAGUAUCUACCGCUCUUCCUGGCGAUGCCCUGUAACUGUGCGGUGAACGUGCUUUACAUAUUCAUGGGUGUGUACUGGCUGAGGAACAGAGCAGGGGAGGGGGGACAGAGCUGCUACCUGAGACAAGUGUUCGCCCUCAUGGCCAUCCUAUACGCGCCUGUGCAGUGGACGCGCUUGGCGACGCUGCGGCGCGCCCCCGCCGUGCUCGACCAGUGGUUCACGCUCCCGAUCUUCGCGUGGGUACCGGUGUGGAUCAGCUUCAUCGAGCGCGGCCCGGCCAAGUGGCGCGCUUCUAACGCGGCCACAGUGGAAGCGUGCUCGCUCCUCAGCUACGGCCUGUCGCUUGUGCACGAGCGCGGCUUCGAUGUCGCGCUGUGCUGUCACGUGGCCGUAGCCGUGUUCCGGGGAGUGCGCGUGCAGCAGACUCACGGGAAUAACCGUACUCGCGCGUACCUGCAGCUGGCGGUACUGUCGUGCGCGGGCUUCGUGCUUCUGAAGGUACUGGACCACUGGCUCGCCCGGUACCGACUGUUCCAGCGCUUCACCGGACACUUCUGGUCCAAAGUGUGCGACGUGCUGCAGUUCCACUUCAGCUUCUGUUUCCUGAGCACACUGACGCACAGGGCGCAGGAGAGGAGCGCAGCGCGGCGCCGCUGACACCACCGACACUAGAACCACUUCACCUCACUGUCCGGCCCCCCAGCAACCGUUACUAUGAGCAUUGAUGAUGCUCAAUCAAUGGCUAUCCAUCCAUUGAUGAUGGAUGGAUACCCAUCAUCAAUCUAUUCUAUCUAUUCUAUUCCAUCUCUAUCUAUCUAUCUAUCUAUCUAUCUAUCUAUCUAUCUAUCUAUCUAUCUAUCUAUCUAUCUAUCUAUCUAUCUAUUUAUUUAUCUAUCUAUCUAUUGUUCAAUUAGGAUCAACAUCUCUCCAUCUGUCGCUCUGUCAAUCAAUUACCUAUUUUUCAUAGAUCAGUUAUAAACCAGUAAUUGGAACAAUGGAUUGACAGGUUGUUUAACAUCCACCUCCAUAAUGCACAGUGGUAUAUUGUUGGAUGUGGAUGUGAAGGUGUGAGUCUCCUCUAAGACAACUUACUACAACGCGUUUUGUCUUAAAACCAAUAAUAACUGCAGUCGAGAACCUAUGAGCCCUGGAUUCAAGACACUCAAAUCCUUGCACUUGUUAAUAUUGUAAAUCCAUACUUUAUUAAAAAUGUCAAUCAAA